Messenger RNA from Pneumocystis murina B123, 819 nucleotides. RefSeq lists its product as hypothetical. NCBI's taxonomy places the organism in Eukaryota, Fungi, Ascomycota, Pneumocystomycetes, Pneumocystales, Pneumocystaceae. The record is from RefSeq and is a predicted model, not a curated record. Gene Ontology annotation, cellular component: cytoplasm. The transcript has 5 exons. Gene Ontology annotation, biological process: tubulin complex assembly; post-chaperonin tubulin folding pathway. Bases 1 to 819 code for a protein of 272 amino acids.
AUGCUUUUCUCGCUUUCAAAUAGUCCAGAAAAAGACCAAUUAAUAGAAGCGAUUGGUCAUCGAAUUGAAGAUUUAAAUGAUAGUAUGAUAAAAUCUAUCACGUUGCUUCCAAGCUAUGAUAGACGCUUAUUGAAAGAACAAAUGAAAGAGCUAUAUACGUCAUAUCAACUCCUGAAAAAAAAUGCACGACCUAAGCCUAAUCUUGGAUUCAAAUUAAGCGUAGAUGCAAAUAAUGAUCAAAAAGAACAAAAAGAGUCAAAUCCUAUGGAUUUAUCUUCUAUGUCACUAGAAAAAUCGUUAUCUCUGCUUGAAGAUCCAUUCUUACAUGUAGAAGAGAGGAUUGAUUUAUAUAAAAAUGGUAGAAAUAGUGAGGUUAAUCUUUCGGAUUCAUCAUUUUGUAUUUAUUUGAUUCGUGAAUUGGAAUGGUAUAGCUUAAAAGCUCAUCACCUUAAAGAUUGUUUUGUAUUGGCUAACAAUAUUUGUGGGCCUGCGUAUAUUUCUAAUUGUCAAGAUUGUACUUUUAUUGUUUUUUGUUAUCAAUUUCGAAUGCAUGAUUGUAAAGAUGUCGACGUUUUGAUUGCCUGUAAAUCAAAGGCAAUAAUAGAAAAUUGUACAAGAAUUCGAUUUGGGCCUAAUCCAUAUAUGAAUUCCUUUGAAGCAUGGAAUAGAGUCCAAGAUUUUGGAUGGCUAAAGCAAACCCCAAGUCCAAAUUGGGAAAUUAUUCCGGAAAAUGAUCGUUGGGAUGUUGUUAAGUGGGAAGAAAUCAUUCAUGAUGCUGGAAAAAUAUCUGAUAUUAUUAACCUUAUUCGUCACAAAUAA